This is a messenger RNA of Polypterus senegalus (gray bichir), 4300 nucleotides long. RefSeq names its product KIAA0825 ortholog. The transcript has 20 exons. Lineage: Eukaryota; Metazoa; Chordata; Cladistia; Polypteriformes; Polypteridae. Bases 263 to 4189 code for a protein of 1308 amino acids. The record is from RefSeq and is a predicted model, not a curated record.
UUGUAAGUGUAUUUUCAGAUGAUGCCAAUAAAUUCGAUACCUGAUUUUAAUAUACAUUUGCGAAUUUAAAGUAUACCUCGUAUUUUCCUUCCCAUCGCGCUUGUCGCCGGAAGCAUUUGAUAGUUACACUCCACCGUGGUUGUCAGAGACGCUUUCAACGUCAGUACCUGGUUGUUUUUAAAAUAUGGAUUUCUUUUCUUGAGCUAGAGGCACAUCGCAAAAUUCUUUGGUUUAUGAUUCUGCGACUUCAAAGACAUCUAACAUGGAGUGGCCAGGGGACAAUUUGCAGGGUAAUUGUCCUACAGACAUCUCCCUCACUGGUGUAUUUGGGGAAAUGGACAUUCAGCAGGUGCUCCAUGACACAGAAGAAAAAUUAAAGCUCAAUGCAUGGUGUAUUGACCAAAGCCUGAAGGAGAUGCAGAUGGAAAUGAAUGAUGUUUGUACAGGAGAUAUGCUGCCACUCACAGCAGACAGCCUGCAGUGGCUCUGUCCUAAUCAUCUCAACUCUUUUAGACCUUUAUCUACUGGCUAUGAUGAACUUGUAGAUUUCCUUAGAGCUUUGCAAAAUUUUCUGAAGACAGAGCAAAGUCAGGAAGAAACAGUGCUUCAUCUCCUUCUUGAUAUUUCCUGCCAGUGUGGUGUUUAUUUUCCAUCCAAACCAGCUGGAUCAUCAUUCCCAAUGACCUCUACAGCUUCUCUGCAUGCAGUAGGUGAUGAAUCUUCUUUGCAGGUCCAGUCUCUAUGGGAUGAUAUCAAAUUACAUCUCAGGCGAUUCAUUGUUGAAAAGUUGUCAUCCAGUCAACAGGCUGACCAACAAUUCGAUCAACGAGUAACUUUUAAGAUCCAGUGCCUUCAGCAACUUCUUUUCUUAUACCCUGAAGAGGAAGUGCUUUCUAGAUUUCAAAAUAUUCGGAGCAAAUAUUUACAGGAUUUCCUACAUGAACUGUUGGGCUCAACUCCUGGUGAAACUGGUUUUGACAAAGUGGUUCAUGCUUAUGAAACUGCAAUCCCUUCAGUCUGCAAUAUGGUGAAGGAAGAUCUACACACACUCAAUGGAAUUGUUGAGCCUGCACUUACAAUCAAGUUCCUAAAUGAUGUAUAUUAUUUCACUAUUACAAAUGAGCUGUCAGCUCAGAUUGAGAAGUUUUGUGAGCUUCAAUUAAAGGACAGCAAGAUGGUUGCAGCUAAGCCAGGAAAAAUCUCCAGCAAAAUGAAAGGAGCUGCUAAUGCUGUAGAUUCUGGAGACCGUACCAAAAUAGGGAGGAACUUCUUUCCUCUGACCUCUCAUCAGCUGAGAUGUAUUUCUCAACUUAUGAAAAAUCUUCUUUGCUUGGAGAAUAAAAUAGAGGAACUUGCUUCAGUUUGCUUUUUGAUCAAAGAACAAGAAGUAGUUUGCUCUAUAAAAGGAAUACAUAAAAAGACAUUUGAAAAUACAGACGGCACUCCAUCUGAAGAUACCAAGCCUUUCAGUGAAAGAGUACAGAGGAAAAAGUCUCUAGCUCUGACAUUUAAUUGGAGAAGCACAUUCAAAGAUUUGUGUCCUGCUAUUGUACACUGUCUCAGAAUUGUCAUGGAAGAUGUCUAUACAAAGGCUUUGAGGCAAGAGGAAACUAUCUACUUCUCAGGGUCUCAUUUGAUGAUCAGUGUGAAAAAUGUACAGCAGGAAAAGCACAUUUUCUCUUUGAUAAAGGAAAACAAAACACCAAAACGAGUUGCCAAGUUUUGCGCUGACAUCAUGGAUGAACUUGACACAUUUCUUGCACUUGCUCUGGCAUGGCGAGAAGACAGUUUACAGGAAAUUCGGGCAGACUUUGUGGAGGUCUGCACAAAAGUGACAACCGCCAUUGAGACAAGGCUAAAGGAGAGAAGCAAGGAAAUUCCUUGGAAAGCCACUGCUCAGAACCUUCAUGUACUGUUGUCCACUGCUAUUUACAUUCAUCAGCGAGUAACCCACUAUGAGGCCCUUCUGAAUGACAACAGCCACAAGCCCCUGUUCCUGCUGCCAAUCCAGCAGUACCAAGAGCUGAUCUGUGCCCUCGAAGCACAAGUUAUUGACUACAAUACAAGAACCUGUGCUACUUAUAUUCUGCAAGAUCCUGAAAGCCAUUACUGGAGUGACCAUAAAAGUUUUUAUGAGGGGGAAAAAUGUUCAUUCUCUAUUUUAAUGUGGCAUUACUUCCUCAUGGGCCUACGGCAUGAUCUUUGGACUACAUUGCCUUCCAGCCUUGCCCAGGAAAUCUUGGCCCAGGUCCUGAGCGAGACAUUGGAAAUUCUAGUUCAGAGAUAUUCUGUUGCCUGCCCCACCUAUAGAAGGACUUUGCAAGUCAGAAGUGACAUUACUGCCAUAUUGCUCUGCACAGAAAACCACCUUUGGUCAAUAUGCAAUAGUACAGAAGCACUUCUUCAAUCAACUGAGGACCAGUUCUCAUGGAUUGUUUCCAUUCAUAAUCAUUGUAAUCAGCUUCUUGCUGUGCUGGCUAUUGUCACAUCACCUCUGCAGGAACUGCAUGAAGCAGUACAAAAUAUUUCAAGUGAGGGCUCUAUUUUAUCAACCUUACAGAUUCCCAGCUGCCAUCUUUUACAGUGGCUUUCUUUUAUUAAGCCUACCUUAUUCUCUCAUGAAUCUCUUAGGAUGUCAGCAGCCGAUGAAAUAACUGCUCAGCAUCAGCUGAAAAUGUUGUUAUCCCAGCCUGGUUGUAACCAGAACUUGCUACUGCAAACACUGCUUCAGCACAACUGCCUAGUACUUCGAAAGCUGUUAAAUAAUUCAGAUUUCCUAAUAACUGAAGGUGAAAGUGAUCCAGCAAAUAAUUUUCAAGAUCAAACACUACUUAUGGAAGCAAUUUUCAUGGUGUUGAUCAGCCCUUAUUUGUCUCCUAAGUUUCUUUGUGUUGUGAUAGAAGAAUACUUUGAUAAGAAGGAAUUAUGGGAAUCUUUCAGUGACCUUUCAGAUAUGAGCAAACCAGAACUUGAAGCAAUGUCAUGUCUGAGAAUGGCAGUGAUCAGACCCAUCACUAGUGUUGUAAACCAACUCAUCUCUAUGGUUCAUGCCUGGCAAGACUGUGAAAACCAUGGGAUCUACCAGCAUAAACAAAUGGUCCCUGAAUAUCUCCUAAGUAGAAUUCCAAAGGAAUGGAAUUAUGUUCCAUGGGAAAUAAAAAGGAAGGAAUCUGGAAAAAGUUUCAAAAAGCUGGUGGCAGAAGCCAUUGUGUUCAUCAUUUCCAAUAUGCCUUGCCUAGUUUCCUCACUUCCUGCUGCUGUUAGAUACUUGUUUUAUGUCGCAGAGAAAAGGCUUUCUAAAAUCUCAAAGAAUUUUAAUUUCUAUGGUCUUCUGGUUCACAACAUAGUUGCUCUCCACUGCCACAUGCUAGAAGAUGGCAAUAGAACUGAGCAGUUCACUGGAGUCACACUGGAUCGGUGGAGCAAAGAAAAACUGGCUUUGGUCAGUGACUGCCUGCAAAGUAUUGUGGGUCAGCUGAAGGAAAGUCCCAAACCAGUGGUUCUCAAAAUCAUUCAGUACAUUGAGACACAAAGGCCAAAAUGGAUCGAGAGCCAACUGCAAAAAGCCAAAAUGCUAUGUGGAGAAAGUGCAUUUGAGUCCAAUGAGAGCUGUGUCGCGCAUGAGGAAAGCACAGCGCUUGAAUUGACUGAGCAGAAAAUAGGCAUGAUAGUCCUGGAUAUCUGCCACAAACCAGGUGGCAGCGAAUACCUGAGGCAAAUUUAUCACAUCAUCCAACUCAAUGAGGAGUUUGUGAAGGCCCAGCUUUCUGCCAUAGAAGAUUCAAAAGUUAAAGCUCCUCAAAGACAUUUAAAGAUCAGCCUUAAAGAUUCAGAUCUGCAGCUUACUGCCUUCAACCCACUUAAGGAGUUUAGUCACAUUGGGAGUGAUAAGUUUGACCAGCCAGCCAUAACUGAGUGGGACUGGGAAUGGCCGAAACUGCUGCCAAGUUAUCUGGGACUCAGUCAGGUGACCUUGAGGGCGCUGCUGGCAAACAGGCACUUUUAUCCAGAAAAACAUCAGAGUAUGAUUCCUUACCUGAUACCAUUAAAUGGUAGGACCAUUGUCAACAGAGGGAGAGAGAACAUCAAAAUUAGAAGUCAGAGGGCACAUCUAUUUCUUCAGAUUUCCAAGAGAUGCUCCUCACCUUUAACUGAAAUGGCAUCGUCUGGGUCUGCAUUAAGAGCUUAGCUAUUUGGCUGCCACUGCGACUUCAGGGAGCAGACCUUGGAUCACCUGCUGCUCCUAUUAUAAGAUGUGUUAUGUUUUACAUUUCUGUUAUAUGCAUGAUUUAUGCCAAUA